CCCAGACCGUCCCUCCAGGUUGUAUCCCAUGUCCUCUUCAUCAGCUGCAUCAUUGGCGCUCCUCUGAGAAUAUGGCGACCGAGCGCUCCUUGGGCGCUCUUUUGCGUUCGCUGCAGUCAUCAUCCGACCUUCAGGAUGUCUUCACGUUGCUUCCCACGGCGACAAGUCUCUUGUCCGUACUUGGUAACCCCUUGAACAUCACCCUCCUUGCAUCGCGGCUGCUGGCAGCUCCAGCAAUAUGGGAAGAUUCCGUCGAUCUCCUCACCUGUCGAAAGAUUCUCAGCGUCUUCAACACUGCCGCCAUUGCUAUCGUACAAAGUGAAGCUUCCGAUGAUCCGAGGAUACCCUCCACCAAGCCCAGGAAGAUCGAGCGCGAGGACUGGGUUAAAGCUGUUGUCAAUGGAGCGGAUGAGAAGUCACCACGAUGGCGGCACACAAUCCUAAUUGGGGGGAUUCUGCUAGGGUUCGAAGGUCAAAAUAGACAAGCAUUGCCGUGGCAUGUUCGCCGAAAGCUGGAGAGGGCCCUCGUGACGGCGGCGCAGCUUGCACUUGAAGAGUUGGAUCCUCGGAACGAGUUGGAUGGUCGCUGUGUCACAAUGGUCCUGAACUACUGCUUCGAACUCCUAUCGGAUUCCGAGAAGAACAGGCUGGACUAUGACCGUUGGCUACCCGUCAUGGUCAAUUCGACCUACGCAUCACCGGAAGGCCUGGAGGGAGGGUACUUCUUAGGCACUGUUGAUAAGGACGUGGUGGAAGCACCCGGAAAGCAGUUCCAGUGGUCAGCACAAUCCGACACAUUCGCCCGUAUAUCGGCGAUAUCCUCCAGUCCUCUUGUGUCCGCACUAGGUCCACUUUCCCGUCUCAUGGCGCAUGCAAUAGAGAACGUCAAAGACCCGGGCCUAGUCGCUCAAACUUUGGAUCAUAUCACAGAUUUUGUGCGUACGCUGAUGGUGCAGUGGCGGCUAAACAAGUUGUCGGAGGUCGACCGAGCGGAAGAAGCGGAAUUCCUUGACCCUGAGUCGUUGAAGACCACCAUCCCAAGCCUUUGGAGGCUACUCCGUAACUGCCUAUAUUCCAUCGUGAUCGUUCUACGGGCUGUUCUGGGAAGAGUGAUUAAUGACCAUGUGCUGGCUGCUCAUCGAAGCGCGCCGUUUUUAUCGAUGCAGGCUCUCCAUAUCCUGCGGAAUCUUUAUUUCAUAUCCUCUCGCAUGGGUCAGAACGCUUCUUCGCAGCACAUGUUUGUGACUCUGGCGGCUGUGGAUAUCCUCGCACACUAUCCGGACCUAGCUGAGAAUUUCCUGAGGAGUAUUAAGCCCAGUGAACUUGGGCAGAUUCCUGACCAUCCCAUCGAGAGGUGUCUGGAUCUAUUCUUCCUCAACACUUCCGAACUUUUCACACCUGUACUGUCCCCGCCAUGCAGCGAAGAACUGAUCAUCGCAGCCGCGGUCCCAUAUCUCCCUGCGGGAGGAAACAACCACCUUCUGGAGAUCUUUGAGGCUGCCCAUAGCGCGGUCCUAGCAGUUUUCGCUAUCCCGGAAAAUGCGGCCAUAGCUGCCAAGCAUCUUCCGUUUUACAUCGACAAUCUCUUUGCCGUAUUUCCGGACAACCUGUCAGCCCGACAGUUCCGUCUGGCUUUCAAGACCGUAAUCCAGGUCACUGCGCCGCCGUCACCCAUCGCGAACACACAACGUCUCCUACCGUCUAUCCUGCUCGAGGUCCUCUAUGACCGAGCAUUACACGCAUCCGACCAAUUGCUCCCCCAGCCGUCGCAAGGCGAAGGCCCUGACCUGGGAAAAUCCCCGCCUGUCUCAGAACAAGCAGCCCUGACGCUCGCUCUCAUUGACAGCCUCUGCUUCCUACGCGUCGAAGACCUCGAGGAAUGGCUUCCUCUCACAGGGCAUCUGCUCCACGCGAUCACCGGGCCUGGCAUGCACAAGCUCUGCGUGGAACGGUUCUGGGAAGCGCUGAGCAGCGGCGAAAUGGAUGUCGAACGGGCCCAUUACUGCGUCACCUGGUGGAGCACUCUAGGAGGGCGAGAGCUCAUUCUGUAUGGGGCCGAACCCGGCGAGAAUCCCGAGCCCGACGACGCCCAGGGCGCUUACAUGAGUGGAGCCAUUGGCGGUGUCGCGCGAGAGAGCAAGCUCUAGCCCUUCUUUUAUUCUGUCUUUGUAUAUACGGAUUUUCCGAGCAUGGGUCACGAUAGCACGGCGUUUGGAGCCAUGAUACCAUUUAGCGAUGACAAUUUAUCCAUCUUGCUGUACAGAGUAUUGCAGUAUAUU
Molecule: messenger RNA, 2279 nt
Organism: Aspergillus ibericus CBS 121593
Lineage: Eukaryota; Fungi; Ascomycota; Eurotiomycetes; Eurotiales; Aspergillaceae
Gene: pex8
Product: putative peroxisomal membrane protein Pex17
Exons: 4
Coding region: 72-2147 (691 amino acids)
Source: RefSeq, a predicted model, not a curated record